AUGGAAGGGCUCCCUGGUGAGGUGUGCAGCACUUUGUAUUGGAAGAAGGACCUGCUUGUGUUUGACAUGGAGGCGUGUGCUGCCAUUGGUAAAGUGGCAUUCUACCCUGACCUCGAUGAAGAGAUCGAUUUCCUUCACUCAGUCAUCGAAAAACAGGAAGUGACUGAGAUCAAGACAGAAAGACACCACACAAGCAAACAUCCUGCUGCCGUCACCUCCCAGAAAGAGGAGAAAAUAACCAAACCAGGUGUCACCAAACCCAAACUGAAAAGCCAGAAUGAAAACAGUACAGACCCCCUCCCCACAGUUUCUGCCCUCCCUGAACCCCCGACCCACCAGCCUCGUGUUACCGGAGUACAGGGUCGAGGUGGUCCUAUCGCUGUGCCAGCAUCCAAACAUAACAAGUUUAUAGUCAUCAUGAUUUCGCUGUGUGUGGCGGUGGGCUCUGUGGCAGUGAUUCUGGCAAUCGUCUGUUACGUCAAGUUGCAGAAAGAAUCGCGCCUGGCUCAGAAGGUCGACUACCCGGCUUUCAGAGGAGGGACGAGCUUGCCGGCCCCCCCAGCCAACGGCUCCUCGAUGGGAGAUAAGAAUCUGGCACAAAAUGCUCAGAUGUAUCACUACCAACAUCAAAAACAGCAGAUGCUCUCAAUGGGAAACAGCAAACCAGAACAGAAAACCGUUGACACCGAGGUCACAUCAGAUGAGGAAGAAGUGGGUGGAGAUUUCACAGUAUAUGAGUGCCCUGGACUUGCACCGACAGAACACAGAAUGAAAGUGGAGUGA
Molecule: messenger RNA, 783 nt
Organism: Notothenia coriiceps (black rockcod)
Lineage: Eukaryota; Metazoa; Chordata; Actinopteri; Perciformes; Nototheniidae
Product: neural proliferation differentiation and control protein 1-like
Exons: 8
Coding region: 1-783 (260 amino acids)
Cellular component (GO): membrane
Source: RefSeq, a predicted model, not a curated record